Molecule: messenger RNA, 924 nt
Organism: Amblyraja radiata (thorny skate)
Lineage: Eukaryota; Metazoa; Chordata; Chondrichthyes; Rajiformes; Rajidae
Product: monoglyceride lipase-like
Exons: 7
Coding region: 1-924 (307 amino acids)
Source: RefSeq, a predicted model, not a curated record
AUGUGUUGUUACUGCUAUUGCCGUCAAAAAGACGCUAGUACAGACGAUCGAAGGACACCUCAAGGUUUGUUUUACAGGGAUGUCCCACAUUUCAUCAAUGCAGAAGGACAACACUUAUUCUGUAGAUAUUGGAUACCAAGCACACCUGUCAGGGCUUUAAUGAUGAUAGUACAUGACGCGAGUGGGCACAGCGGGCGUUACACAAAUCUAGUUGAUAUAUUCCUCGAACUUUCCUUGCUUGUAUUUUCACAUGAUCAUGUUGGCCACGGGCAGAGUGAAGGGAAACGCCUGAUUGUAUCAGAUUUCAGAAUAUACAUCCGUGACUGCCUGCAACACAUUGACAUGAUGAAGAGACGCUAUCCCAACCUCAACCUCUACGUUAUGUCCCUUUCCAUGGGCGGAUUGAUACACAUCUACAUCAUGCACGAGAGGCCGUCUGUUGUGGAUGGGUCAAUUUUCAUAGCGCCCUUGGUGCUAAUGAACCCUCAAUCAGCUACGCCUAUUAAGAUGCUAUUAGCCAAAUUGCUGUAUCACAUGUUACCACGGCUACCCCUGGGAUACAUCGAUCCACUAGCAAUAUCAUCAGACAAUCAACAGGUGGCGAAUUAUAUAAAUGAUCCUCUCGUCUACCAUGGACCCGUGACUGUGAAAUUUGCUUUUGAGGUGUUGAAUGCGCUAAGGACGAUCGAGAAAUUGUUCCCCACCAUCACCUCACCGGUACUAAUAAUGCACGGCGAUGCGGAUACUCUAUCAGACAUCAGGGGAUCCUACAUUAUGUACGGGAAGUUGGGCAGCAUGGACAAAACAUUUAAGUCCUUUGUGAACGCCUCUCACGAACUCCAUUACGAACCUCUCCCUGUGCGUACCAAGGUGGUGAGACUGAUUAGACUGUGGCUCCAGGAACGGUUACCAGCAGCAACCUGA